Messenger RNA from Coniosporium apollinis CBS 100218, 1890 nucleotides. RefSeq lists its product as uncharacterized. Bases 1 to 1890 code for a protein of 629 amino acids. Lineage: Eukaryota; Fungi; Ascomycota; Dothideomycetes. The record is from RefSeq and is a predicted model, not a curated record. The transcript is spliced from 2 exons.
AUGCCUCUUCUACCCUUCACCGAACGGCGGCUCCCCACUGGACCUGAAUACGAAUUAGUCGAAUCAAGGGGCUUUGACGAUGAAGAGACAGUAUUCGAGAGACCAUCGACCUCAUCCUCACAGGAUACUUGGAGCGUAGCGCACGUCUUGGGGAUCGCCGAAGGGUGGAUAAAAGGUCCGCCGAAACCUCGAUGCAAUACGAUAGAGCCCUGGCUCCCGCGAGCGCAGAUUGCGCCUAGAGCGCUACUCGAUGCGUACUUCCCGAAGUACCGGCAUCGACUAUGCUUGCUGGUCGCCUUCCAUCUCUGCUGGCUGCUAGUAUUUACACUACUGCUGCGCAUAUCGGUCGUGUCCGGAAGGAUCCCUGGAUACGGCUCGCCAGCGCAACUUUCCUGCGUCUCACAGCUAUGGUCUAACGGCAAUACUGUAAGAAAUACCUGUGGGCUCAAUGGCGUCCAAUGCCUUCCUUUCGACAACCAUACCUUCGCGUUCCGCUGCCCUUCAAACUGCAAAGAAUCCAAAGUUUGGAAUCCUCACACCGUUGGUGCCGAGGUUGUAAACUACCGCAACCUGGUUAUAGGUGGCUCGGCGGAUGACAGCGCAGCAACGAGCGCCUUCUAUCGAGGCGAUUCCUUCAUCUGCGGCGCGGCGAUACAUGCAGGAAUCAUCAGUAAUGAGGAUGGGGGAUGCGGCGUUGUAUCGCUGGUCGGGGAGCGGAGUCACUUCCCUAGUACUGAGAAGAACGGCAUCACAAGCAUCGGCUUUAACUCGAGCUUCCCACGCUCGUUCUCCUUUCUAGACUCCAAGGGUGCGAAGCCGAAAUGCCAAGACUUGCGAUGGCAACUACUCGCUGUAUCCGUAUCCUUCACGUCUCUCUUGUCAAUUUUUAUCUUCUCGCCUGCGACCUAUCUCAGCUCGAUUCUUGUGGCAAUCUUCUUCCACGUGGCACUCGUGUCCGACCCUCCAGAUUUCGAUCUAAGCUACCCGGACUUCUCCUCAGUUGUAGCCUCAGCGUUCGGCCGCUUUCUUCCGACCGCGUUUGUUUGCUUCGUCCUGUAUACAACAUGCGUCCGCCGCACCCUACUUGGACUGACUGCUCAAUUGGAAAAAACCGUUCUCUGGUUAGGGCCUUGCUGGAUCGGCGCGCUGAGCAACUACACCUUCGCCAAUCUCCCUAUCCAGAGACUGACGCCGCACGACCUCCGCCAGCAACCUGGAGCUAUCCCCGCACUGAUCAUCAUUGUACUCGUGAUAAUCUUUGCCGCGCUCCACCAGGCGCGGGCACUGAAGUACGAAGGCAGACUCUCUCUUUAUCUCGCACUAUACGCCUUGCUAGGCGGCGGCCUCCUACUCCUGGCGGCGGUUCCUUGUAUGAAGCUGCGGAUUCAUCACUAUAUUCUAGCAUUGCUCCUACUCCCAGGAACGGCAACACAGACGCGGCCGAGCCUAGUUUUCCAGGGCCUGCUUAUCGGGCUCUUCAUCAACGGCAUCGCGCGCUGGGGCUACGACAGCAUCCUGCAAACCUCUGGUCAGCUUCGUGCAGAAGGUUCAUUAGGCGGACUGCUCCCUCCAGUCAUUGCUCCUGUUGUCCACGCGGAAAACAUCACGUUCCGCUGGCCUGGCAUUCCAGACGGCUUUAGCGGUAUUAGCGUGCUUGUCAACGAUGUUGAGCGUUUUCGUGAAUAUGGCAACCUAACCGCGGAACAUACUUUCACCUGGACUCGAAAGCAUCCCGAGGAGACCGAGUAUUUCCGGUUUGGGUGGGUGAGAAGCGACGCUGGGUCGAGUAUGGUUGGGGACUACACCUCGGCUGGAAUACUGGAUGUCGAUGGCUCCUGGAUAAGCCCCAAGGACCAAGGGCGGACAAAAGCAGAUGUUGCAGGUCUGUAA